Xenia sp. Carnegie-2017 is the source of this 1550-nucleotide messenger RNA. RefSeq lists its product as uncharacterized. The record is from RefSeq and is a predicted model, not a curated record. The transcript has 4 exons. NCBI's taxonomy places the organism in Eukaryota, Metazoa, Cnidaria, Anthozoa, Malacalcyonacea, Xeniidae. The coding region runs from base 441 to 1331 and encodes 296 amino acids.
ACAACAAGGCAAUCAAUGUAAAUCACCUUUGAAAAAAUUCUACAAAGAACUCAACGGUAAGGUAAUUACAAACGGAUCUCUAUGGAAAACAGGUGUAGCACAUUUGCUCGCUUUUUAUGUUGCGAUGCCAAAAAGCUUUUGAGACGUCACAAACACCUGUGAAUUGCAACAGGUCAUAAGAGCCUUCUUAAUUCUCUCUGAAGCAACACAAAUAUCGUUGAAAACAAACGAAGCUUUUGGAUUGCGUAAACGCAAAGUAUUCUUCUUUGCUUGGCAAAAUACAAACUGAGAAAAUUUACGUAUUCAUACAUUUUCUUUCUUAAAUAUAAAAACAAAGGAAAUACAACGGAGAUCGGACGCAAAACUUCGUUAUUUUCCACUCAACCCGACACAAUACGGUGAUAUUAGCUACAUCUUAGCUGUGAAAACAUAAAGCGUUGAUGAAAAUGGAAAAGCAAGACCAUGAAGCAGCGAUGCAAACAACGAUGCCUGCAACAACGAUGGCCACACAACAAACCAACACACGAUAUUUUUCUGAUGUUAACAGCUAUUUACCAGGCUCAACUUUGCAGUAUGAUACGGAUCGGACGCAUGUACUUAAGCUCAAACUUCCAGUUUUAAACAUAGGGGUGUUUGGCCGAGUGGGUGCAGGCAAGUCUUGCUUUAUCAACACGGUUGAAAGCGUCUUAAGUGGAGAGUACAAGGAUCGAGCAGGAGAAAAUAAGUUGACAGCAAAUGAAGGGGACAAAUGCAUCACAGACGGCACAACAGCGGAGCGCCUCAAAGUUCGCAUAGGUCAGAAGAUGUGUUUAGUAGAUAAUAGAGGAUUCCCCGCGAAAUGUGAUGAAGGAAUUGCUGAUGAAGUUAUUAAACAAUGCGAGGGAACGAGAAAAUUUGGGCGCUUUGUGCCAGCAAACUGGAACAACAAUCGCUGGCAAAAAUUCAAGGACUCCGUUUUGAGCACAUUUAAAAGGAAAUCACUUAGGCAACGAGUACAUUGCGCCAUAUUGGUUUACAGUUUACAUGACAGCUCGGAGCCAGAUGAACUUAAAUUGAUAGUUGACGCUUUGCGGAAAUCUUGCGGUCGUUUUCCGAUUGUUGUUUUGACAUGCGCAGAAGAAGUCGACGAAGACUUAUUAAAACGACGAUGGUCACAGUUUCAAACCCUUCACUGCUCGCGGAUUUUUUCGAUCAAGAAUUACAGCAUAAGCGACAGCAGCCCCCGUGCGGACACAGAUAGAACAGUGAUAGAAAUAAUUUAUAAUUGUUGCAUUAUCUCCGACCAAAUGUUUUUACAAAAGAUGGAGGAAAAGUCGUGUUCGUGUUGUUAAUUUAAAUGGGAAAGGAUUUAUACUAUCUUUUAAAUAAGUAAACAACCUUUUGUUAUAUUUUGAUUCUACAGAUGAACGUACAUCAAGAAUAGUUAAUUAAUAAUUUUGGUGACGUGUAACACCACAAAUUAUUGGUUUGUAAUGUUGUGAAACCAUUGCAUGUUUUGUGGAAAAUAUACUUUCUAGUAUCAAAAUAAAAUGAACUAUUGUUUUUUCCAA